AUGGAACGCGUCGAGGCGACACUGAGCUACAUCAAGUCCCAUCUAGAGACCGAAAUGUCACAACCUGUCAUUCCACCGAGCAGAAUGAACGUUGAGGAAUGGUUGCAAGAUGGCGAGGAGGCGUUAGAAGAUAUUUCCAACGGACUGUCCGAAUUGGGCAGUGAUAAAACAACGGUGAGCGCCCUUAAGGAGUGUGCCGUAGCUACGGAAGAACUGCAAACGUUUUGCAAUAUUUUGGAGACUGAUAUUAAAGCGUUUGACGAAAGUACUGCCUCAAUCAGCAACCAGGUCGAACAGCUCGAGGGACUUUUUCAAAAAUUCGACCAUCUCUUCCAAUUUAUUCGACAGGCCAAAAUUACUCGUGAUUGGCCGUAA
This is a messenger RNA of Gongylonema pulchrum, 375 nucleotides long. The record is from the annotation of a GenBank genome assembly. Lineage: Eukaryota; Metazoa; Nematoda; Chromadorea; Rhabditida; Gongylonematidae.